Messenger RNA from Labrus bergylta (ballan wrasse), 999 nucleotides. RefSeq names its product glutathione peroxidase 1a (gene gpx1a). NCBI's taxonomy places the organism in Eukaryota, Metazoa, Chordata, Actinopteri, Labriformes, Labridae. The record is from RefSeq and is a predicted model, not a curated record. Gene Ontology annotation, biological process: response to selenium ion; glutathione metabolic process; hydrogen peroxide catabolic process. Gene Ontology annotation, cellular component: mitochondrion; cytosol. Gene Ontology annotation, molecular function: glutathione peroxidase activity.
GACUCGUUGACAUUGAACCGCCUGGAAAGCGAUAAACAGCACAUUAUUUCUUAAACCCACAUCUUGUCGGAGAGGUUCAUCUGGAGUUCAUGAAAAUGGCUGCGAAUAUUAAAAGGUUUUACGGCCUCACCGCUAAACUACUGUCCGGAGAAACGUUCAGUUUCUCUGCACUUAAAGGGAAAGUUGUUCUCAUUGAAAAUGUGGCGUCUCUCUGAGGAACAACAACCAGGGACUACACUCAGAUGAACGAGCUUCACAGUCGUUACUCCGCCAAGGGGCUCGUUAUCCUGGGUGCGCCCUGCAACCAGUUUGGACACCAGGAGAACUGCAAGAAUGAUGAAAUCAUGAAGUCUCUGAAAUAUGUCCGUCCAGGAAAUGGCUUUGAACCAAAGUUCAAGAUCCUCGAGAAAGUUGAUAUAAACGGAAAGGAUGCCCACCCCUUGUUCGUCUAUCUGAAGGACAAGCUUCCAUUCCCCUCUGAUGAUGCCAUGGCUCUUAUGACUGAUCCAAAGCACAUCAUUUGGAGUCCUGUCUGUAGGAAUGACGUCUCCUGGAACUUUGAAAAGUUCCUGAUCGGCCCUGACGGGGAACCAUACAAGCGCUACAGCAGAAACUUCCUAACGAUGGACAUUGAGGCCGAUAUUAAAGAGCUACUUGAGAGGGUCAAGUAAGGUCUUGGCUGAAAAGAAAGUCAGUUAUUUUAUGCCUAGCCAAAAAAGAUAAUUAGUAUACAUGUUUUUAUGUGUAGGCUAUUUUAUCAUGUCUCCACCUUCACAGUAAAUUCAUGCAAUCGUCCAAAGUCUGUGAUAUCUCCAGAGUGGUACACUUUGGUUGUUCAGCCUAUUUACUUAAUGAAGACACUCAUUGAAGCCGUUGUCUGGGAGAUGAGUUUCUGAUGAAAAUGUAAAUGCCUGACUCGUCCACAGUGUACAACUUGUGUCACAAAUACACAAAUAUAUUCGGAAGAUUUAAUGAUGAAAAAUAAAGGAUUAAAUGUCA